This is a messenger RNA of Pseudophryne corroboree (corroboree frog), 2822 nucleotides long. It is a transcript of the gene CALB2, whose product is annotated as calbindin 2. NCBI's taxonomy places the organism in Eukaryota, Metazoa, Chordata, Amphibia, Anura, Myobatrachidae. The record is from RefSeq and is a predicted model, not a curated record. Gene Ontology annotation, biological process: regulation of long-term synaptic potentiation; regulation of presynaptic cytosolic calcium ion concentration. The transcript is spliced from 11 exons. The coding region runs from base 63 to 884 and encodes 273 amino acids. Gene Ontology annotation, cellular component: terminal bouton; nucleus; dendrite. Gene Ontology annotation, molecular function: calcium ion binding.
CUCUGGGAUCAGUAGUCAGAGGCAGAGAGAAGAUCCAUCACUUGCUGCUGUCCCCGGGAAUUAUGGCUCACAAGCAGCAGCAACCGCUGUACCUGCACCUGGCCGAGCUCACAGCCUCCCAGUUCCUGGAUAUAUGGAAGCACUAUGACUCUGAUGGAAAUGGCUACAUUGAAGGCACAGAGCUGGAAAACUUUUUCCAGGAACUGGAGGCUGCAAGGAGAGGAGCCGGAGUGGAAGGUUCCAGCAUCAACAUCGGGGAGAAGCUGAAAGAGUUUAUGCAGAAAUAUGACAAGAACGCAGAUGGUCGCAUCGAGAUGGCGGAGUUGGCUCAGAUUCUCCCAACCGAAGAAAAUUUCUUGCUCUGCUUCAGACAACACGCGGGUUCCAGCAUCGAGUUCAUGGAGGCCUGGCGGAAAUACGACACUGACAGAAGUGGAUACAUUGAAUCCAAUGAGCUGAAGGGAUUCCUGUCCGAUCUCCUCAAAAAAGCAAAUCGACCAUUUGAUGAGAAAAAACUCAGUGAAUACACCCAGACUAUACUCCGCAUGUUUGACCUGAAUGGUGAUGGGAAACUUUGCCUUUCUGAGAUGUCAAGAUUGCUGCCUGUGCAGGAGAACUUCUUACUUAAAUUUCAGGGGAUGAAGCUGAGCUGUGACGAGUUCAAUGCGAUAUUCAACUUCUAUGACAAGGAUAGAAAUGGUUACAUUGAUAAGACUGAACUGGAUGCCUUACUGAAAGAUUUCUUCGAGAAGAACAAAAAGGAAAUGAACAUCCAGAGCCUGACUGGCUACCGCCAGAGCAUCAUGUCGCUGUGUGACGCAGGACGCCUGUACCGCAAGGAGCUGGAGAUUGUACUCUGCAACGACUCUUCCUCCCUCAAGUAGUUGGGGGACCCCAGUUCUACACAACCAGCACUGCACUGCGCUCCUUUAUCCUGCCCCACCCUACACCACUGACAGGGGAGAGAGUGCCGUGCGUGAGAGACGGGGGAGAGAGUGACGUGUGUGAGAGACAGGGGAGAGAGUGCCGUGCGUGAGAGACGGGGGGAGAGAGUGCUGUGUGUGAGAGACAGGAAGAGAGUGCCGUGCGUGAGAAAUGGGGGGAGAGUGCCAUGCGUGAGAGAUGGGGGGGUGAGAAUGCCACGCGCGAGAGACGGGGGGAGAGAGUGCCGUGUGUGAGAGAUGGGGGAGAGAGUGUCAUGCGUGAGUGACGGAGAAGAGAGUUCCGUGCGUAAGAGAUGGGGGGGGGGAGUGCCAUGCAUAAGAGACGAGGGAAAGAGUGUCGUGCAUGAGAGACGGAGAGAGUGCCUUUCAUGAGAGACGGGGGGAAGAGUGCUGCGUGAGAGACAGGGGGGAGGGGGUAGAGUGCUGCAUGAGAGAUGGGGGAAGAGUGCUGUGCAUGAGAGACGGGGAAGAGAGUGCCGUGUGUGAGAAACGGGGGGGAAGAGUGCUGCGUGAGAGACGGGGAAGAGAGUGCCAUUUGUGAGAGACUGGAGAGACAAUGCUGUGUGAGAUAGACUGGGAAGAGUCAGAGAAGAGAGCGCCGUGUGAGACAGGAGUGACAGAGGGAGAGAGUACCAGAUACUGUCGGCGUCUGAGUUGCCCUGAGGUGCUGGAUGCUGGCCAAACUUGGACGCCUUUUUAAUGCGGCAAUCCUUUACAAGGUGUGGUUUUGCCAAAUUUGGCCGGCACCUCACACCUCUGGCAAACUCUGACGCUGUCACAUCGCGUCGUAUAUGUGAGGAAGAAUGAGAGAGAACGCCGUAUUAGAACCAGAAUAAGAGACAGAAACGAGAAUAAUAUCAGUGCUGCGUAGAGUGUUGUGUGUGACAGAAGAGAGUGUCGCAUGUGAGCGCAGAGAGAAAAACAUUCUCCCAUGUCUUACCCACUGCACCCUUUGCUACCUUCUCACUGAUCCUAGUCCCGUAAUCUUUCCUUGUUUCAUCCUGCAAAAGAGAAGAGCCCGAGGUCCGGCCUGGUCAGGGGGGAAACGCGAAGAACCCGAGGUCCGGCCUGGUCAGGGGGGUAACGUGAAGAGCCCGAGGUCCGGCCUGGUCAGGGGGGUAACGCGAAGAAUCCGAGGUCCGGCCUGGUCAGGGGGAUAACGUGAAGAGCCCGAGGUCCGGCCUGGUCAGGGGGGUAAUGCGAAGAGACCGAGGUCCGGCCUGGUCAGGGGGGUAACGCGAAGAGGCCGAGGUCCGGCCUGGUCAGGGGGGUAACGCGAAGAGCCUGAGGUCCGGCCUGGUCAGGGGGGUAACGCGAAGAGCCUGAGGUCCGGCCUGGUCAGGGGGGUAACGCGAAGAGCCCGAGGUCUAGCCUGGUCAGGGGGGUAACGCGAAGAGCCUGAGGUCCGGCCUGGUCAGGGGGGUAACGCGAAGAGCCUGAGGUCCGGCCUGGUCAGGGGGGUAACGCGAAGAGGGUGUGGUCCGGCCUGGUCAGGGGGGUAACGUGAAGAGCCCGAGGUCCGGCCUGGUCAGGGGGGUAACGUGAAGAGCCCGAGGUCCGGCCUGGUCAGGGGGUAACGUUAAGAGCCCGAGGCCCAGGCCUGGUUAGGGGGGUAACGAGAAGAGCCCGAGGCCUGGCCUGGUCAGGAGGGGUAACGAGAGUAGCCCGACGUCCGGCCUGGUCAGGGGGUAACGUGAAGAGCCAGAGGCCCGGGCCUGGUCAGCCCGCUCCGUAUAUAUGUGUCUGUCCCCGGUACCUCCCCGGUUGCUCUCCCCUGGAUUUUGGAUAAGGGACCUGUCUCCUGCAGAGUGCAUUAUCUUUCUGGGUUUUGCUUGUUUUCCUGUUUACUAAAGAAUGAAUAAAAUGACAGUUCCUGUG